UCAGCUUCUGCAAUAUUUAGACUGAAGUUAAGAUUUAGUUCUUAAAAUGACGCAGUAAAUUUAUGUUGUGUUGUUAUGUUGUGUGCACAAAAAAAAAAAAAUAACUGUGUAUGACUAAAUAGUGUUAACGCUAAGUAUAAUUUUAAGUAUAGUAUAUGUAAGUGAAUCUGUGUGAAGACGAAAAAAGAAGUAGUCAAAGUCCAACAUUUAUGUUUGAAUUGCAUUUUAUGGUUUGUUUAAAAGAACAGUUAUGAAAAGAAAGUUAUAAUUCAAAGAAUCACAAAAGUAAUAAAUUAUAUAAAGAGAAGUAAAAAGAGUAAAUUAAAAUUAAAAAAAAAAAAAUAAAUAUUGUACACAUACACGAAUAUACAUACAAACAUAUGUUUGUAAGACACAACAAUAAAAAUAGUAUGUAGAAAUGUAGAGAUAAAUGAUAAAACAAAUUAAAUAUCAAAAAGUUAGUGACAACCUACCACCAUCCGAAAAUAAAGAAAAUUUAUGUUAAAAAAUCUUUAUGUUUUUUUUGUGUUUUUUAAUUAAAGAAAACCGUCAAAAAAGAGAAAAUCAUAACAAAAAAAAAAAAUGAAAGAUGUGUAAAAGCGGUAAAGUGGCCAAAUUUAAUUUUGCUGUUUUUUCUUUUCUUUUUUUUUUUAAUUCAUUGAUAAAUAAAUAAACAAAUAAAAACGCAAAAAAAAAAAAAUAUUAAUUAAAGCGAAAAAAAAUUGUAUAAAAAAUUAAACGAAAAAGAAAUACGAAGAAAAAAAAUGUCUUUUAUCAAUUAUGCAAUACAAGAUAUUCAACAUAACAGUAACAGUAUAAGUAGUAGUAAUAGUAACAGCAGCAGUAAUAAUAACAGUAAUUGUACAACAAAACGAGAUAAUCGACCUAAAAGUGGUCUAAGUUUUAGUGUUUCUGAUUUACAAAAUAUAAAACGUUUUGAAAAUGGUGAAUUUUCAGAAGCUAAAUGUCCAUCAUGUCGAAUGUUUUUUGAUAAAGGUAAAAAACGUAAAUUAAUUGAUGCAUGCGGUCAUGAACGAUGCUAUUCAUGUAUAUUUCGUGAUGAUAAUUGCCCAAUAUGUGCUUAUAAUUUACAAUUAUUAGAUAAAAAUAAAUCAACAAAUGAUUAUGAUACUGGUAUCGGUGGUUCAACAUCAACUAUUGUUAGCCCAAUUGGUUCACCGCAACCUCAAUUCAAAUUACGUAGUAGAUUACAAGGUGUUAUAGCGAAAUCAUUUCAGAAUAAAGAAUCAAAUAAUAGCGAUCAAUUGAAUUCGAAUACAAAUAGUAGUGCCAAUAGUAAUAGUAAUAUAAAAAGUUCAUCUGGGAAUUCAAAUUCAACAACACCACAAAGUAGAAGAAAAUUUUUUAAUUCAAAAGCAAUUAAAAAUACAUUUGGUAGUCAUAGUAGUGGAAUUGGUGGUCAUAGACGUGCAGCAUCAAGUGGUAAUAGUAAUGAUAUUACUAAAAAUCUUGGAACAUCAGGUGAUGCAAAUUUACUUGAAACAUCAACAUGUUCUGAUUCAGUUGUUACAAGAAGACGAAAACAAUUAAUUAGUAAUUUAAAUAAUGGAACAAAUAAUGGUGGUGGUAGCAAUAGUAAUAGUAUCACAAAUAGUGGUAGUAGUGGUACCAAUAAUAGUUUCGGUAUUAGUAUUGAUAAUAAUCGAAAUCGUUUAAGUCUUGUUGGUACAUCAAUAUCACCUGGAAAUUUAUUAGGAAAAAUUAAAUCACUUUGGAAUGCUCAAUCUUGUUCUUUAAAUGCUGGAUUAAAUCAAUUAGCAGGGAAUAAAACAUAUCAAGAUGAAUUGCAAGGUAAAUUAACAUUUUUAUCAGACAAAUUGAUUGAUCAACAACAACAGCAGAAGCAGCAGCAGCAAUUACAACAGCAAAAUGAACAAGAAAAUCAAAAGAAUUUAGAUGAAAAUAUGAUUAAGUUGAAAAUAACAACUUGUAGUAAUUCUGAUCAAUCAAUUGGUGGUUUAACACAAAUAAAAUUUAAUGAAAAUGAAAAAUUAAAUACAAAUACAAUGACGACAGAUAUUAAUGAUAUGCAAGGAAUUAAUUCAAUUGGAUUUUUAUCACAAGAAAAUUUUAAUCAAAAUGAUAUUAAAAGAAGUUCAACAACAAAAGGAACUUUUCAUGAUAUAUCAUCAAAAAGUCGAAAAUCAAUAAUAAGACGUUGGUUAAAACCAUCAUCAGUAUCUUCACAAUCAAUUAAAGAUAUUGAUAAUCAUCGUAAUAAAACCAUUCCAUAUAAAAUGAUGAAAUUAAAUUUAAAACCAUUAUUCUUUGAGGUACCAUUACAAGAAACUGAUCCAAUAUUUAUUGGACGACAAUGGAUGUUACGUGAAUUAUCAAAUAUAUUAAUAUCAACUGAUACACCUGGUAUAUUAAUUAAUGGUAAUUCUGGUACUGGUAAAACAGCAUUUAUAUUACAAUUAGUUGAAUAUUCAUGUUUUGGACGUAAAAAAACUAUUAAUUUACCAGAGAAUGAUGGUAUUUAUUGUCAAAUAAAUAUUAAUAAUGAUCGUAUUAAAACAUUAGCAUCAUAUGUUGUUGCAUAUCAUUUUUGUCAAGUUGAUAAUAAUGUAACAUGUUUAGUUCCUGAUUUUAUACAUUCAUUAGCUGCACAAUUAUGUCAAGCACCACAAUUAAUUGCAUUCCGUGAUUAUUUAGAAAAUGAACAACAUUUACAAAAUAUAUUAGGUAUUAAAGAAUGUUUUGCUGAUCCGGAACGUGUUAUUAGAAUGGCAAUAUUAGAACCAUUAAUACAAUUAAAAAAUUCUGGUAAAAUAACAACAAAACAUUGUAUUAUAUUAAUUGAUGGAUUAUGUGAAGCUGAAUAUCAUAGACCAGAUCAUGGUCAUACGAUAUCAUCAUUUUUAUCAAAAAUAACAUCAUAUUUUCCACAAUGGUUAAAAGUUGUAUGUACUGUUAGAACAAAUAUGAAAGAACAUAUUAAAAGUUUACCAUUUACACAAAUAAAUUUAGAUAAUUUAAAUUCAAAUGAUUGUAUACAAAAAGAUAUAUUAGAAUAUUUAUCAUUUCGUAUAAGUCAUAGUGUUGAUAUACAAAAAAAUAUUGGUACAACCAAAGAGAAUUCAGUUGGUCAAAUGAAAUUUUGUAAUCAUUUUAUGUCAUUAUCAAAAGGUUCAUUUUUAUUUUGUAAAUUAGUUAUGGAUUUAAUUGAAAAAGGACAUUUAGUUAUUAAAUCAGCUAGUUAUAAAAUAUUACCGAUAUCAUUGGCACAAAUAUUUUUAUUACAUUUUAAUUUACGUUUUCCGACAACUACAAGUUUUGAAAAAGCAUUACCAAUUUUAAAUGUUUGUUUGUCAUCAUUAUAUCCGUUAACUUUAAAAGAAAUUUAUUUUUCUAUAUUGGCUUUAAAUACAGAAAUUAAUUUAGAUUGGGAUGAAUUUCUUGAGAGAUUCAAAUUAUUAAAUGGUUUUUUAGUACAUCGGUUAGAUAAUACGUAUAUGUUCUUUCAUCCGGCAUUAAGAGAAUGGCUUUUGAGGCGGGAUGAAGCAGAAUCAACAAAGUUUUUAUGCGAUUUUCGUAUUGGACAUGCUGCAUUAGCAUUUCGUUUAUCAAGAAUGCAAGCUCCUUUAGAUCCAGACAAAACUUUAGAAUUAUGUCAUCAUAUUUUAAAAGCACAUCUCUUUCGUAACGGACAAACAACGUUAUCAGCUCGAGAUAUACAAUCAUAUUGGGUUACAACAUCAGCUGAUUCGACCUCAGAAGCUCUCUGUACAUUAAGAAACAUCUAUAGCCCCAAUGUUAAAGUUUCGAGAUUACUAUUAUUAGCAGGAGCGUCAGCUGAUUAUGUAACAGAUUUCCUAGGAAACGCAACAAUUUUAUGUAUAGCUGCCCAUGAAGGAAUAGUGCCAAUGGUAAGCCUUUUAUUGGAAUUUGGAGCUAAUGUAAAUGGAACAAACAGUCAAGGAUGUACCCCAUUAAUAUUUGCUGCAUUAAGAGGUCAUUGUGACAUUGUCAGAUUAUUGAUUGCGGCUGGGAGUGAUGUCAGUCAAACUGAUACAACGCAACGUUGUGCUCUUGUACAUGCUGCGAGAGUUGGUAUGUCGAGCGUUGUGAAAUAUUUAUUGGCGUGUGAUUGGACAUAUAAAAAUUCAAGUUCAACAUCAAAUGUAUCUUUUACAAAUGCUUUGCAACAAUCUCUAAUAGCAGCCGCUUCAAAUGAUUAUUUGGGGAUAGUUGAAGAUAUUUUGGACACAGAUAAAAUAAAUCUUAAUGAUUACGAUACCUUAACUGGGGACACAGCAUUAAUCGCUGCCUCGAAAAAUGGAUGUUUAGAGACAGUUUCCGUUUUAUUGUCUAGAGGAGCAAAUGUUGAUGCUAAAAAUAAAUUAAGUCAAACAGCUCUAAUUCUUGCAAUUAAAGAGGGUCAUCUAGCUGUUGUUGAAAGAUUAAUACAAUAUGAAGCAGAUAUAGAACAAUGUGAAAAUGAAGCAUCAAAAACAUCUCUUAUGAUAGCAUCUGAAGAAGGUCAUUUAGAUAUUAUAGAAUUUUUAGUAGAGAGGGGUGUCGAUUUAGAACGUCAAGACAAGGAUGGUCUAACAGCAUUAUCAUGGGCAUGCCUACGGGGACGUUAUAAUGUGGUUAAAUUUUUAAUUGAUAAGGGUUGUCGGCAAGACCAUGUUGAUAAAAUUGGUCGUACUAUAUUAGAUUUAGCUGCUUAUCAAGGAUCAUCAAAUCUUGUACAAUAUUUAAUUGAAAAUGGUGCUAAAAUUGAACAUUUAGAUAUUAAUAAUAUGAGGCCAUUAGAUCGUGCUAUUGCUUGUCGCAACGUAAAUGUUGUUCAAAUAUUUUUGAAAAGAGGUGCAAAAUUAGGACCAGCAACAUGGACAUUAGCUGCUGGAAAAGUUGACAUUUUAGUUAUUUUAAUUAAUAAAUUAUUAGAAGAUGGUAAUUUCUUAUACAGAAAAAAUCGUUUUCAAGAUGCUGCAUAUCGCUAUCAAUAUGCUCUGAAAAAAAUGCUUUUCAUUGAAUUUCCAACCGAACAAAAUUUCAUUUUUAUUCAAUUAAAGGUUAAUUUAUUACUUAAUUUGUCAAGAAGUAAACGAAAGAUGAACGAACUUUCGGAAGCAAUUGAUCUCGCUACACAAGCUAUCGAAUUGAAGCCAGACAGCUAUGAAGGUUAUUAUGCUAGAGCUAAGGCAAAACUUGAAAAAAAUUAUAUAUAUGAGGCAUCAGCAGAUGCAAAAAGUGCACUGGAAAAAUCAAAAGCAGCCCCGGAUGACGUUAAAGAAAUUAUACAACGUUUUUACAAUGAUUUGAUAUCUCGAAAUUUAAGGCCAAAUAACUCAAAUGAAAUAACAGAUUUAUGAAAAUCAAAUGUUUAUUUCUCGAUCCGCUGAUUCCUAAGAAUAUUGUUUUAAAAUAGAUAUUGAAAAAACUGCUUUUGUCGUGCUUAACUAUUUUACUAAAUUGAAUACAUUUUGUUUGGAAGCAUACAUAUUUAUUUUUGUCUUAAAUUAUAAAAAAUUAAUUUGAUAAAUUGUAUUUAAUAAAAGUUUUAAUGUUUUAA
Messenger RNA from Condylostylus longicornis, 5545 nucleotides. RefSeq names its product protein TANC2 (gene rols). The record is from RefSeq and is a predicted model, not a curated record. The transcript has 10 exons. Gene Ontology annotation, molecular function: protein binding. The coding region runs from base 765 to 5345 and encodes 1526 amino acids. NCBI's taxonomy places the organism in Eukaryota, Metazoa, Arthropoda, Insecta, Diptera, Dolichopodidae.